CCUCACCAAACGGCUGAGACGGUGGCUUUGAUUGACCUGGGGGGCUGUUCACAAACUCAGACACCUCCGCCUCCUCGUGAAACGCAGACCGGCAUAAUGUCUUGGCGCCUAUUGGCUAAGCAGGGGGCCGAAGCGCGAAGGUUUUACGGGAAUAUCUUCGCUGAUUGGUCGCUUGCUUCUUUGUCUUUGAGCACUGUGUUGUGUGAAUGCGCUCAGAUUAAAGGGACUAUUUCCCCGGACCAGCUGUCUACCAGCACGGACACAACAAAGGACCCAGGAUGGUGUUGGUACACGUUGGAUAUUUAGUUCUCCCCGUCUUCGGCUCGGUUAGAAACAGAGGCUCACAGCUGUCCCGACACCAACAAAGUCAUGCCCCUUCUUGCCGACACAUCCACCUUGGGGCCCCGCAGGCGGCCGUCUCUGCCGAGUUCCCCCUGGGACAUGGCGGCCAGCCCCGCCUGACGGCGGCGCUUGCCCCCCACCUGCCCCCGGUGCACCACCAGACCCUCGCCACCUUGACGGCCGCGUCAGUACCGCCACCUCCACCCCCUCCUCCGGCCACAUUCCAGGAUGCGUCCGGGCCCUCCUUCCUACCUCAGGCUUUACAGCAGCAAUACCUCCUCCAGCAGCAGCAGCUACUGGACACCCAGGACCGCCGGACCCUCCCCCACUACAGAAGAGCCCAAGAGCGAGUUCCUCUGAUCCAUCAGCGUUUACGCCCCGGCUAUGAGUAUGCCCCAGGGCUCCAUGUUCCUCAGCCAGUGGGCCAGCAGCCACGCUACCUUGCUGAGGGCACAGACUGGGAUCUGAGCGUAGACGCCGGCCUCUCGGCCCACCAUCAGUACCAGCUCCAGCAGCUUCCACAGCACUAUCAGCACUACCUGGCCACUCCCAGAAUGCACCACUUCACCAGGAACUCAACUUCUGCACAAGUGGUGGUGCAUGAGAUCCGGAGUUACCCGUACCCCCAGCUCCAUCUUCUGGCCCUGCAGGGCCUCAACCCUUCACGCCACGCCACUGCUGUGCGGGAGAGCUAUGAGGAACUGUUGCAGCUGGAGGACCGCCUGGGUAGUUUGAGCAGAGGAGCAAUGCAUACAACCAUCGAGAGAUUCACCUUCCCACACAAAUACAAGAAGAGGAAGCCUCUAGAAUGGAAGAUGGGAGAGGAGGAUGAGGAGGAGAAGGAGACAGAUGUGGAUGAGAAGUGCACAAUCUGCUUGUCCAUGCUGGAAGAGGCUGAGGAUGUUAGGCGGCUCCCCUGCAUGCAUCUCUUCCACCAGGGCUGUGUGGACCAGUGGCUGGCCACCAGCAGGAAGUGUCCCAUCUGCAGAGUGGACAUUGAGACACAGCUGCACCCCGGAAGCUGAUAAGCAUGAGGCUCAACAUCUACAGUACAUGCCGGCUAAACACCCCGAGAUCGACUUCCACCCCUUGCAGGGUCCCCCCCCCCCCCCCCCCCCACACACACACACACUUUCCCCACCUUAUGGGUGCUUUGCCAAAUGUGUCCAGACCUUCACGUGACUUAAACCCCCACCCACUGACUCACGCGUUACUGAGCCAAGCCACGAUUACUAACUGCACAAGAGCGUGUGUGUGUGUGUGUGUGUGUGUGUACGCACGCGCGUGUCUGUUUGUUUGUGUGUGUGUACGCGCGUGUGUGUCUGUUUGUGUGUGUGUACGCGCGUGUGUGUGUGGGGGGGACAGACUGACUAAUGUACCCAGGGUUUACUCCUAGCUUGCUGGAUGUUGGUGGUGUGUUCUUGUAGUCUAGGUAGCCUGGGCGUUGUAGCAUGUUCCUUAAGCCAUGGUCCAAUUCCAACAAAUUGAAGGAAAAACUAGUACUUCUACUCACUGCUGUCUACUUUAUACUUGUUGGAUUCCUUGGAUUUCUUUAUUUCCCUAAAUGUAUUCAGUCAAAAUGUGUACUCGGCCACCCAAGGAAUAGGAAACGCCCCUCUGCCAUACGUCGCCUCAUGGUUCAUUUGUGGUUGUGUGGUGGUGGUGGUGUGGCGUUGCCCAUAUAGUUGCAUCCGGUAGUCCUAUGCUUUGUUGGAGGAACAAACCAACACACUGUUUCUACGUUUUGCAAUACAACCGUACGUGUAUCUUGUAACCCAAAGGGUCAUGUGACAUAACCGCUGUGAAGCGCGCGCGUGUGUGUGUGUGUUAGAGGCUAAGAUAAACAUUAGAAAAGUCUGUUACCCAAAUAUUUUUUUGUAUUAUGGUGUAGCUUGACCUGAUGCUCAGGUUAAAUGAGUGCUCUUCCCAUGUUGUGCGAUUUUCAUAAAUGUUUUUGUGGGUGAGUGUGAGAGAGAUUUGAGUGUUUCAAGACUUCAAUCACAAAGAGUUUACUUUAGUUAGACUACAAACAUGGCCGCUGAAGUGUUUAUACAAUUCAAAGCCAAAUAAGGGAAACCAUGAAAAAAUAAUAAAAGUGCAAAUAUCCUCCAUGUAGGGCCUGGCCUGGCCCCGUCACACCCUUCAGCGAGGUGUAGGGGGGUGUAGGUAGAGCUGCAAUGAACUGCCUUGGUACAGUUCUGGCACGCAUUCUCUGGUUCAAGCAGUGUGCUGGACUGCAUGUUAUCUGUUGUUGACAUGGUGGUGAUCUUUGUGUUUUUCGUUUUCAAAGGAACGCUACAGACUAAUCUGAGCAUGACAGUUUCUGAGCUGUGAUUAUCUUAUCGACAAAAAAAAUGGAAAAAAUUAAUGUGCACGAGGUAGGUGGCAGUGUUCAAACAGAACUUGUAGCUUGUGUUCAUUCACGUCUACUGUCGGUAGCAGCGAUGGAAACCCACUGAUGUUAACCUUUAUUGCCUAUCAAUAACAAGCACAUGUGAUUAUAAAUAUAGCAAAGAACCGUUUUCUUUUCCUACGUAUUGCAUUGGAGGAUGGUAUAAGUAUUGUUAGGUAGAGAGGAACGUGCAGAAGGAAACGGUGACACGCUCUGGGUUUAUUGUGUUGUGCUGUGUUCUGUAGCAGGGCUCCCCUCGUUAUGGUCGUCAUGCUGGUGGCUAUGCUGUAACGCUAGGAAAAAAAUGUAUAGAAUGUGUGACGGAGGAAGAGGUCUCUUUACAGUGCACACAGAAGGAAAUGGCAAAACAAAAAGCUCCUUCACAUGCAUGGUUAAAUAUGAACAUGCUUAUUUGUCAUCUAUUUGGAUGAAGUAAACCUCUAGUGUUCCUUCUUCAGCCCGGUAACCACCGUGGGCAUAAAGUUAGAAGGAGGAUCUGGGAUUUCCCCCCCAUCCCAGACCCUUUAAAGCUUUGUGGACAAAGGAGGUUUAGAUUAGCGCUGAUUACGGCGGGCAUAUGUCCUCCUGUCCGGUGCACUGCCAUGGACACGGCCUCCUCGCGGUCGAGUCAGUGGGGAAGUUUUGUUAGUUUACACAGGGUGUUAUCAGUUGAGAUGCCUUAAGUAUUUAACAAUCAUAAUUUAUUACUAAUUGUAGAUAUGUACGUCAUUUUAUAACGUUAUUUCUUUUGUGGGGGGUGGGUGGUUUAAUCAUUAUUUAUUUAUAUAGAAAUAACUCAAAAUGAUUUGGGACAAAAAAAAACGUAUACCUCAUUUUUGCAAUGAUUUUAAAUGGGAAUGCUUUGCAUGCAGUUGUACUUUGAAAAUGGAAAACAAAAAAAGCCCUGCUUUUUGCCUCCGUAAGCUGGCUGUGCAUUGUUUAAUGUGCUCGGCUGCCUUCUUUCUUUUCUCUAUCGUGUGGCCCUCCCUCUCUUUCUGUCUCUCUCUCUCUCCUCACUGGUGCUGUGGCUCUUGGUAACAUUCCCUUCAAUGCAAUCUCUGAUCUCCUAUGCUAUGGCCUCGUGGACAAACUGAAACGGAGGGAGAAGUGAAUGCUUUGGGAUUUCUUUGUUUUUGUAUUUUUUUUCAUGCUUUUUCCUGAUCUGCUGUUUUAAUAUGGGAACCCUCUCACUGGCAUCAUGCAAUUCCAACAUAGUUUAAUAUUAUCUGCAUAUUCUCUGCCUCUCGAGCUAAUGCACGAACCUGAAGCGACAAUCCCUCUGCGAUCUCAUGCUUACUGCUGAUUUCAAUCCUUAUUUAGUAUUUCUACUAUUUCUCUCCAUGCACAACAACUGCAGCAAUGUAAGGGCCUCACUCUGUGUUUCUAUAUCCAUAUUAUCAUUAAAAGAAAACAUAUUCCCCAAAGAAAACAAAACAGUCCUUCAUUUAAAUGAUUCAAUUCCCUUCAAACUAUAUUGAUUAAGAAUAUGUAAAACCAGAGGGGCAAGUUUACCUGUAAUCUCAUACAUAAAAAACAUUUACUUAUUAAUGUAUUUCUCAUUUGAAUUAUAAAUAUUCAGAAUCCUCUUAUAUAUCAUGAAACUCGGGUGACGACACAGGAUUUCAAAGCACAACCUUUCUAAAAAUGCAUGUUCUUCUCAGGUUAUAAUGUAGUCUAAAUGGUAUUGUAUAUGGUGGAAAAUACAUACAAAGAAUAAAACUAUUGAAUACAUUUUUGCUGCUGCUUCAAAUCCGAAUAACUAAAUGGACGGAUAAUAUCCCCCAAAAAAGUGCCAGUGAAAGGGCUGCCAGCAUCUGUAUGAAAUCUGUUGUUUAGCUGAGACUGCGCAAUGUUUUUCAAUAUAUAUUUAUCAUUAAUAUUUACUAUUUAUCAUUAAUAUUAAAGCAAUAGCUCAAUACGGAUGAUUGUGUUGAUGAAGUAAUGGAUGAGCAUAUUAUGGGUAAAUGUUACAAUUCAUUUGGUGGAAUUUUGUAAUUUAUUUAUUACUACUAAUGAUAAUGAUUUUGAAGUUGCAUUGCUAAACCCAAACUCUUCUGAUUUGUUUUUAUAUUUGUUUUACUUCAUUGCUUAUAUAUUUUCCUUUUGUAUGUUCCCUUUUUUUGUAAUAAACUGGAUAAAAUAUAUGGUGUGUGUGCCACUGAUCAUUUACAUUUUUUUUUUAACUUAACUUUUAGAAGCUCAAAUUGAUACUCUUACACGCGUCUUGCUUAAAAUCAAAGUGAUUGCUGUGAAAUUGUGACCAUAAGAAAAUAAUUGACGAAGCUUUAUACAUAAUGAAAAAAAAUGAGUUGAUGCAUUCCUGAUCCAUAUGCAAGCGGCCAUCUUGUAUAUCUCCGUUCUUCUCUUUGGCACCACCUAUGGUGAGAAAAGCAAGUCUGUUGGCUCCGCCAUACUCUGGUGUAACAGGCCACUGCUGGAGAAUGGAAAACGCAUCACUAACUGCAAAGCUUGUGAUUUGAAUGCCUGGCGUGAUAGUCGCCACUGACAACCAUUUCCUAUUCAUAACACUGCAGAAGAUGCAGGGUUUUCAUUGGUGGUCCACAGGCUCAAUCCACAUUGUUUUGGCUCAUCUGGUGGUUGAUGGUGACCUUUUAUUUAAAUGAAAAUCUUUGGAGAUCCUAGAGAUUGCCACUUUAAAAAUGAUAAGGAUGGCAACUUUAUAUAUACCUGAAUAAGAGAAUAAUUGUCAGUAUGAACUCUCAAUUUCUAAUUGCUGUUGAUAAAUUACGAAAUGAAUGUAAAAAAAAAAAAAAGAUAUAAAGCCAACAUCAGUUCCUGAGCGUUGAGGUUUUCAGUACACUUUUUUAUACUUAUCCCAUGAGUCCUUAGGCAAUAAAACGAUGCCUCCAUACCAAGGGAAGUCUAGGACGUUGGGUAGUGUUUGUUUCUUGGGGUAUCAUCAGUAUUUGGGGUAAAUAAUCCUGAAGAUCUGUCCGUCCGCCUUCUUGGUGUCCAGCCACUUCCCACACAUAAAGACGGUGGUGACCCCGUUGGCGGUGUUGGUGACCUCCACGCGGUCCAGCAGCCAGCCCGGACUCAGGCCUGUGUUGUCGUGCUCCAUCUUCACCCUGAGCAGCUCACCCAUGUCCAGCAUCUCCAGGACAAAGCGGUCCGCCUGCUCGCGCUCAAACAGGUUUCGGAAC
This is a messenger RNA of Gadus chalcogrammus (walleye pollock), 5898 nucleotides long. Its product is annotated as E3 ubiquitin-protein ligase RNF165-like. NCBI's taxonomy places the organism in Eukaryota, Metazoa, Chordata, Actinopteri, Gadiformes, Gadidae. The coding region runs from base 279 to 1367 and encodes 362 amino acids. The transcript is spliced from 8 exons. The record is from RefSeq and is a predicted model, not a curated record. Gene Ontology annotation, molecular function: zinc ion binding; ubiquitin protein ligase activity.